ACCGAAUGUAUCCCGAUAUGCUAGUUGAACGUAGCAAUAGUCACGCGAUAGCAGCGACACCCAUCGUCCAGGUUGUCAACAACUUCCUUUUUCCUUCGUUUCUAAACAGUAAAUGGUUUUGCUGUAAAUACAAAAUAAAUCGCAGCCAUGGUGCGGAUGAACGUAUUGAGUGACGCCCUUAAAUCGAUCAAUAAUGCCGAAAAACGUGGCAAAAGACAAGUGCUAAUUCGCCCGUGCUCGAAGGUAAUCGUCAAGUUUCUAACUGUUAUGAUGAAACAUGGAUACAUCGGCGAAUUCGAAAUUGUCGACGAUCACAGAUCGGGGAAGGUUGUAGUUAAUCUAACCGGUAGAUUAAAUAAAUGUGGUGUUAUUUCGCCUAGAUUUGACGUACCGAUUACACAUAUUGAAAAGUGGACGAAUAACUUACUGCCGUCUCGUCAGUUCGGUUAUAUUGUGUUGACCACAAGUGGAGGUAUUAUGGACCACGAGGAAGCUAGAAGGAAACAUCUUGGUGGCAAAAUACUGGGAUUUUUCUUUUAAUGUAUGAUUAAUUAAAAUAAAACAUCUUUAUUAAUA
Photinus pyralis (common eastern firefly) is the source of this 576-nucleotide messenger RNA. Its product is annotated as 40S ribosomal protein S15Aa. Gene Ontology annotation, cellular component: cytosolic small ribosomal subunit; ribosome. Gene Ontology annotation, molecular function: structural constituent of ribosome. The record is from RefSeq and is a predicted model, not a curated record. The transcript has 3 exons. NCBI's taxonomy places the organism in Eukaryota, Metazoa, Arthropoda, Insecta, Coleoptera, Lampyridae. Gene Ontology annotation, biological process: translation. Bases 148 to 540 code for a protein of 130 amino acids.